AUGACUAGCUUGCUAACAAUCGACAGCCUCCUCACAGCUGAUGGUAUAUCCGUCGCGACGGAGACACCCGAUGUUCGUCGCCGUAACCAGACCACAGAUUUUGGGCACCAUUAUGCUACGUCAAUCAGAACUAGCGGUGGAAAACCAAGUUCCCGGGACGAUCGGCAGUUCCAAAAAACGCUGCAGUUGACCAUUGGAAGUCUCACUCGUAAAAAUCUCUAUAUUUUGGUGGAAAAGGGCCAGUCCAAGAUUUUCCGAUUUGACAAGAGCAUUGAAUUAGUGCCGAUUACAUUCCCGACUACUCAUCAGAUGAAGGUGUCGUUCAAAAAACUACUUCGCGUGAUGCGUCCGAGUGUAGCUUUCAUGGAUUCGUCUCCAUCCACUUUCUACCGACUUCUGGAAGAAUCCGAGUGGUUUCACAUUGUACGUGUAUAA
Molecule: messenger RNA, 435 nt
Organism: Cooperia oncophora
Lineage: Eukaryota; Metazoa; Nematoda; Chromadorea; Rhabditida; Trichostrongylidae
Source: the annotation of a GenBank genome assembly